This is a messenger RNA of Echinostoma caproni, 516 nucleotides long. The record is from the annotation of a GenBank genome assembly. NCBI's taxonomy places the organism in Eukaryota, Metazoa, Platyhelminthes, Trematoda, Plagiorchiida, Echinostomatidae.
AUGUCAUCGGCAACAUCUCCUGAUUUGAGCGAAACAGAGAGACGGAUCAUGAUUCCCAUAGAUCACAGUGUGCAUUCGAAACGCGCUGUGGAAUGGUACUUACACUACCUAUCCAAACAGGAUGAUUUAUUAAUACUGGUACACUCCAUUGAGCCGAUCAGUACGGACACAUUUGUCGGGACAAUCUUGGAAGAUUUCCCGGCCACAUUCAGCAAUACAUGCAAAAUUUCUGAGACCGCCAUCGAAGACGGGAAACAAUUGUGUCGAGAUAUUGCACACCUGAUCGAAAAGGAGAAAGGGAUCACACUGCGCAAGGUACUCUAUAUUGAUCAUAAACCUGGGCACAUGAUUGUCACCGCAGCGAAUGAACUGAAACCGCAUUUGAUCGUGAUGGGUAAUCGUGGUGUCGGUAGGAUGCGUGAAACGUUUUUGGGAAGUGUAAGCAAUUACGUUUUGCAUCAUGCCAAUGUUCCCGUCUGUAUUGUACCGCCCGAGCGAUCGACGCACUUCAAAUGA